Molecule: messenger RNA, 897 nt
Organism: Brassica napus (rape)
Lineage: Eukaryota; Viridiplantae; Streptophyta; Magnoliopsida; Brassicales; Brassicaceae
Product: eukaryotic translation initiation factor 2 subunit beta
Exons: 6
Coding region: 147-716 (189 amino acids)
Biological process (GO): translational initiation; formation of cytoplasmic translation initiation complex; formation of translation preinitiation complex
Cellular component (GO): eukaryotic translation initiation factor 2 complex
Molecular function (GO): mRNA binding; translation initiation factor activity; translation initiation factor binding
Source: RefSeq, a predicted model, not a curated record
CGUGUCAAAUGUCUAAUAAAUAAUUAAAUAUAUAUAGGACACUAAUUGGGCCUCUAUAUGAAAAGAUACUCUUAAGGAGGCCCAUUUGGUGGCGUUUCAAUCAAUUAGUUUUUCAGGCGACGGUCUGAUCGUACCCGCCGGCAACGAUGGAUUUACAGCAAGAGCAGGAGGCUUGUUGGAAACUCGAGCUCGACAAGGUCACCAAAUUGGAUCCUUCCAAAAAGAAGAAGAAGAAGAAGAAAAAGCUGUUUAUACGGGAAGACGCUACCUACGACUCUGAGCCCGAUUAUGGCUAUGCAGAGCUCUUGAGUAGGGUCUUUGAUAUGCUUCGUGAGGAGGAGGUUUCCACAGAGAGGCCCAGAACAGUGAUGAUGCGUCGUCCCCAGCUCCUCGCACAAGGGACACAGAUAACAGUUUGUUUAGACUUUGCUCAUCUCUGCACAACGAUACAUAGAAAGCCAGGUCAUGUCAUAAAAUUCUUACUUGGCCAAAUGGAGACCAAGGGAUGGCUCAACAAACAGCACCAGCUUGAGAUGAAGGGUUUAGUGUCUUCUCAGCAUUUCCAAGCUGUGUUUCAGAGAUACAUUGAUGCGUUCGUAAUCUGCAGCUGCUGCAAAAGUCCAGACACAGCUCUCGCGGAGGACAAUGGUAUUUCCACUCUCAGCUGUGAGAUGUGUGGUUUGGUAGCAUCGAUCAACGAACCGAAUCCCCUGUGAAUAUGGAACUCAUCAACUUUAAGAGCCACGUGCUGGGUGGGGCAUUGUAAGAUUUUCUUGUGAUUUGAGAACCAACCAGAAUAUGUUUUCUUUACAAUACUGUUUUGAAUUAGACGGUGAAUACUGAGCAAAAAUUGUUGGAAAUUUUUGUGAAACUUCCUUAAUGAUUAGUUGCUGAGAA